AUGCCCGUCGCCGCUCGAGAGGCAUCAAUCUACACCGGUAGUACCUUUGCAGAAUACUGGCGCGAUCAGGGCAAGAAUGCUGCUAUGUUGUCAGACUCAACAUCUCGAUCGGCAGAAGCUCUGAUUAACGUCAAUGAUCCGCAACUCAUUACUCUUGUCAACAAACUACAAGAUGUCUUCACUACGGUUGGCGUCCAAAACCCUAUAGACCUCCCUCAGAUAGCCGUGGUGGGUUCGCAAUCGAGUGGAAAGAGUUCGGUACUUGAGAAUAUAGUCGGGAGAGAUUUCCUACCAAGAGGCACGGGUAUCGUCACUCGGCGGCCACUUAUACUUCAGCUCAUCAAUCGGCCACCGCCUGCUUUACCGCAGCCCAACGGAGUCAAUGGAGAUAUCAAAUCGACAGACAAAGAAUCCAACGUUGACGAAUGGGGGAAGAUCGUCAGAGAAACAGACUCAAAAACGGGUCGGAACCAAGGAAUCUCACCAGCUCCCAUCAACCUUCGAAUAUAUUCUCCCAAUGUCCUCACGCUGACCCUCGUCGAUCUGCCCGGUCUGACGAAAGUACCGGUUGGAGAUCAGCCAAGAGAUAUCGAAAGACAGAUUCGAGAGAUGGUCCUCAAGCAGAUACAAAAGCCCAAUGCUAUUAUACUAGCGGUGACUGCUGCGAACACAGAUCUGGCUAAUUCAGAUGGGCUGAAGCUGGCUCGUGAAGUAGAUCCUGAAGGGCAACGAACAAUUGGCGUCCUGACUAAGGUGGACUUGAUGGACGAGGGAACUGAUGUUGUAGAUAUUCUUGCCGGUCGGAUCAUUCCCUUGAGGCUCGGUUACGUACCCGUGGUCAACAGGGGGCAGAGAGACAUCGAGAACCAGAAGGCCAUUUCACACGCUCUGGAGAAUGAGCGAAACUUCUUUGAAACUCAUAAAGCCUACAAAAACAAGAGCUCUUACUGCGGAACCCCUUAUCUCGCUAGAAAGCUCAAUCUAAUCCUCAUGAUGCAUAUUAAGAACACGCUCCCAGAUAUAAAACAGCGCAUAGCAACAUCAUUAGCGAAAUACUCUGCUGAAUUGAAUCAGCUUGGCGACUCAAUGCUCGGAAAUAGCGCGAACAUAGUACUCCAGAUCAUUACAGAGUUUUGCAACGAAUAUCGAACAGUCUUGGACGGUAACAAUCAAGAAUUGUCAAGCACAGAGCUGUCUGGAGGAGCAAGAAUCAGCUUCGUGUUUCACGAGCUUUAUUCCAACGGGGUUAAGGCAGUGGAUCCUUUCGACCAGGUAAAGGACAUUGACAUUCGAACAAUUCUAUACAACUCUUCAGGCUCGUCUCCAGCUCUGUUCGUUGGAACUACCGCCUUCGAACUUAUCGUCAAGCAGCAGAUCAAGCGUAUCGAGGACCCUAGUUUGAAAUGCGUUUCCCUAGUAUAUGACGAAUUAGUACGCAUCCUCGGUCAACUUCUCCAGAGGCCCAUCUACCGCAGGUAUCCGUCAUUGAAGGAGAAAUUUCAUUCUGUGGUCAUCAGUUUCUUCAAAAAGGCAAUCGAUCCCACGAACAAGCUCGUCAGGGACUUAGUGGCAAUGGAAUCUUGCUACGUCAACACUGGUCACCCUGACUUUUUGAAUGGCCAGAGGGCUAUGGCAAUCGUCAACGACCGCUCUAGCGCCGCGAAGCCCACCCAAGUCGACCCCAAAACGGGGCGACCCCUUCCACCAGCUGUUCCACCCCGGGCCUCGAGUCCAUCGCUAGAUUUGACGGCGGACGGCGGGUCUGGAUUCUUUGGUAGUUUCUUCUCGAGCAAGAACAAGAAGAAGAUGGCAGCCAUGGAUUCCCCGCCACCACAGCUGAAGGCUUCAGGGACGCUCUCAGAUAAGGAAGCCAACGAAGUGGAAGUCAUCAAGCUCCUGAUCAACUCAUACUACAACAUCACGAAGCGCACCAUGAUCGACAUGGUACCAAAGGCUAUCAUGCUUAACCUCGUGCAGCAUACGAGGGAAGAAAUGCAACGAGAACUCCUCGAAAAUAUGUACCGGACCAAUGAGAUAGAUGAAUUACUGAGAGAGAGCGAACAUACGAUCCGACGACGGAAGGAAUGCCAGCAGAUGGUGGAGAGCUUAAGCAAAGCAAGCGAGAUUUUCUCGGAAUGGGGAGAGCAGCAAUGCGCAGCGGUCGGCGUCACGUUCAGCAGAGGCUCAGGAAAUGUCGCUACGACAACAGCGGCCCAACAUGCAGAUGCUGCUGCAACCACUGGGCCUGUCCCCACUGGUGGAUUUGCUCCAACUACAACGUCCUCCGUGGGCCAGCCAGCUCCAACUUUCGUCAACCCUCAGCCCGAGUCCAAUUCUGGAGGUGGACUUUCCGCCGGUGCGAAAGCUGGAGUAGGCGUCGGUGCUGGUCUUGGUGGUGCGCUGGUUCUCGGCUUAAUUGGCUUCCUUCUCUAUCGCGAGCGACAAAAGAAAUAUACAAUGGCGCAACAACCACCGCCAGUGGAGCCGGUGCCUCCGGCUCCAGCUAUGUCACAUAAACCAAAUUCUUCAACCGGAGUCUCUGGUAUCAAUGGCAGCGAGGCCACCAGUGGUGCUGCUACGUGGACGACGAAUGAGACCAAAAUUACACCUGCGACGGAACAUGAGCUCACUGGUGAUGAACCAACACAUCAGCAUGAUCUUGAAACGGGACAUGGAGAACCGCAGUCGACAGUGUUGUGA
Molecule: messenger RNA, 2700 nt
Organism: Bacidia gigantensis
Lineage: Eukaryota; Fungi; Ascomycota; Lecanoromycetes; Lecanorales; Ramalinaceae
Gene: VPS1
Product: vacuolar protein sorting-associated protein 1
Exons: 10
Coding region: 1-2700 (899 amino acids)
Biological process (GO): peroxisome organization
Cellular component (GO): peroxisome; microtubule; cytoplasm
Molecular function (GO): microtubule binding; GTPase activity; GTP binding
Source: RefSeq, a predicted model, not a curated record